Molecule: messenger RNA, 2625 nt
Organism: Argiope bruennichi
Lineage: Eukaryota; Metazoa; Arthropoda; Arachnida; Araneae; Araneidae
Product: neurogenic locus Notch protein-like
Exons: 23
Coding region: 92-2482 (796 amino acids)
Source: RefSeq, a predicted model, not a curated record
CAUAUUCCACUUAAUCAGAAAAUGAAUUCUGCAUUUGCUCAAAUAUUCUGAGGAACGACUGAGUCGUAAAAAUUCUUAUUUUAAAAUCAAUAUGAAAGCAUGUGCAUCAGUGUUAACGUUUUUCUUGUUUUUAAUUAUACUGAAGGCUAAAGGCUUAAGAUUUCAAAAACUGUUACAAGAAAACGAUUCCGCAAAUCUACAUGGAUUCGACAACAAGACGCUGUUAUUACAGAACGAUCCUGCAGCCUGCAAUUGCCAUCAAACGCAAGAGUGUUUCAUAAAUGAAAAUGGAUCUCCUGAUUGUAGGUGCCCUCCAAAUAAAACUGAAGUCGAAGGAAUUGAUAUUAAAGUUUGCAUUGACUGCAACUGCCACCCAUCACAAGAGUGUUUCGUAAAUGCAUACAUUUUACCUGAUUGCAGAUGUCCUUCAGGUAAAAUUGCGAAAGAACAUGACGGUGUUAUAGUUUGCAUUGAUUGCAAUUGCCACUCUUCUCAAGAAUGCUACCUGAAUUCAGAACGGAAUGCUACCUGCAGAUGUGGAAUAAAUAAAAUAGAAAAAGUGGAUGAAUAUGGCACUGUAUCUUGUCUUGAGUGUGUUUGUCCGCAUACAUAUGAGUGCUACUUGGACGAUAGAGGAGAGACUGGCUGCAGAUGUCCUGAUGGAAAGAUUAAAGGAAGAGACGGCAUAACAAGUGAAUUUUCUUGUGUGGAUUGUAAUUGUCCAUAUUCAUAUGAGUGCUUUCUAAACGACCAAAGACAACGAGACUGUAGAUGUCCUAGUGGAACAAUUGAACUGACUGAAAACGGUGAAAAUGUUUGCUACAAUUGCAAUUGCUCACAAACCUACGAGUGCUUCUUAAACGAUCAAAGACAAGUUGACUGUAGAUGUCCGGAGGGAAAAAUCGAAAAAGAUGACAACUGUCAAAAAUUUUGCCUUGAUUGCAAUUGCCACGCAUCACAAGAAUGCUUCCUGAAUGAACUUGGCUUUCCUGAUUGCAGAUGUCCUCAUGGACAAGUUGAAAAUGAAGUAUAUGGUAUAAAAUAUUGUCUCGAUUGCAAUUGUCAUCCGACACAAGAAUGCUUCAUAAACGAACGGGGAAUAGCAGAUUGUAAGUGUUCCUCUGGAAAAAUUGAAAAAGAUGUCAAUGAUAUUAAAGUAUGCAUUGAUUGCGACUGUGGAGAUGGAAUUUGUGUACUAGAUGCUAAUAAUAUAAAGAAAUGCCACUGCGGUUCGAAACAAGUAAAAGGUAUCGAUGGAAAAUGCUAUGAUUGUGACUGUGGAGUAGGAAUUUGCAAUCUGAAUGAGAACAACAAAAAGAACUGCCUCUGUGGAUCAGGACAAGCAAAACGAGAAAAUGGAAAAUGUUAUGAAUGCGACUGUGGUGUGUACGGAAUAUGUGAACUUCAUGCGAGUGGUAAGAGAUGCACUUGUGCUCCUUUAACACUUGAGUUAAACGGAAAAUGCAUUGAAUGCGAUUGCGGUUCUCAUGGUUUAUGUCAUUUUGAAUAUGGUAGAAAGAAAUGCGUUUGCAGUCCUUAUUCUGUCGAAAUAGAUGGAAAAUGUGUUGUCAUUGAAUCUAGUACGUCAACUUCUACCACAUCAACUACCACAGAUUCGUCAGGCUUGCUGAGCACAAUUCUUUCAUCAACAAUUCCUGAUUGUUAUUGCGGUCCGAAUUCAAAAUCUUGCUCCUUGGAUUGGGCUGGGAACAAAAAUUGCAGUUGUUAUUCUGGAUAUUCACAAGUCAAUGGAUAUUGUGCUGAAUGCAAUUGUGGUCCUUAUGGCACAUGUAGCUUUGAAUUUGGACAGAAAAAGUGCAUUUGUAAACCAUCUGCAAUUGAAAAGAAUGGAUUAUGCGUUGUUAUAGAAAGUACUACAUCAGACGGAUCAACUUAUUCACUCUUGCCGAGAUCUACAUUUCUUCCUUCAAGUAUACAAGAUUGCUAUUGUGGUGAAAACUCAAAAUUCUGUUACUUUAAUUGGAAAGGUGACAAAGUGUGCGAUUGCUAUCCAGGAUAUUCAGAGGACGACGGUUAUUGCUACGAGUGCGACUGCGGUCCUCGAGGAAAAUGCGCUUUCGAAUUCAGACAAAAGAAGUGCAACUGCGAUCUGUAUACAUCUGUGAAGAAUGGAAAAUGCGUUGAUUGUAACUGUGGUGUCAAUUCCCAACUAUGCUACUUUAGAAGAGAUGGAACCAAAGUUUGUAACUGCAAUUUUGGAUACAGUGAAAUCGGUGGCAAUUGCGAAGCCAUUUGCAAUGACAACAGAUGCGUGAAUGGAAAAUGUGAAAUUGUCGAAAAUAGCUACAAAUGCAGAUGCAAUGAAGGGUUUACUGGACUAAGGUGUGAAGCAAAAGUAGGAGCCAAGCCAUAUACUCCGGAUCUUUGGCACAUUAUUCCAAUUUUCUUUGUGUGUUUCACCUUUAUAUUAAUGUUAGGAGUAUUCUGUUAUGUGCUUUGUUCAAAGCGCCCAAAAGCGUAACUAAUGCUGAAAGUGUUCAAACUCGUGAGCAGCGAACUGAAUUGUGAUUUCAUUCGAUGCUUUCAUUUUGUGAUUAAAAUUUUUGCAUUUUUCUUCCAUAUGUAAAAUAUGUCUUUUGAAAUAAAGAAACUGAUAAUUUCUAA